UUUGCUGUCAAACAAACCGUUUUUUGCUCAAAAGCUUUUAUUCUGAAGAAAUCAGAAAGGAAGUGGUGCUAGCAGUAACCAGACAACCAGAUCCCGGUGAGGUGGAAGAAGUGACUGUGAUGGCAGAUUUGUCGUUAUAUUUAACCAAUGUAAACGUUUCAGUGGGUCAAACUAUGGAAAAUGAUAAGAGGACAGGAGGGGCGACAGACUUUGAGACGGUGGAAAUUGGCGACUCUGCGGGGAGGCAAGGGAGGGUGAAGGUUCCCCGCAGGACCAUCUUCUUUGCCAGUGGAGAGACCAUGGAGGAGUACAGCACCGAUGAAGAGGAGGAACUGGAGGAGCCUGUCAAGAGAGAUGUCAUCCCUGUAGAUCCGUCCAAACUGACCUGGGGUCCAUAUUUCUGGUUCCACAUGUGGAGAAUGGGAACCUCCACUAUCUCAGUGUGUGACUACAUGGGAGAGAGACUGGCCUCUCUGUUCGGCAUCACUACUCCUAAAUACCAGUAUGCUAUCGAUGAAUACUACCGUAUAAAAAAAGAGGAGGAGGAGGAAGAGGAGGAGAACCAUCUGGCUGAGACGGCGGAGCGAAGGUUUGCGGAGCAAAGGAGAGGUGAGCAGGAGGAUGCUCGGGGUGAUCCUCAUCCUGCUACUGUGGAGCAGCCAGAAGCGUCUGGAGCCUCCUUUGUAAACAUUAGCUUUGAGCUCGAACCGGAACCUCCUCUCCACACUGCAGACACCAACAGAGUCCCUUCUUCCCUCCCUUCAUGAAAACUGACACUCGCAGACAAACCGCUAAGAGUCACACAUUUUGAUGUGUUGGCAAAACCUUAAAUUAACUAAGAUGUGUAGAUUAACUGUGCUCUUAUUUUUCUAUGUUUUUAUUUUAUAAAAAGACAUCUUAGUACACAGUGCAGGGACAAAUCAAAAGGGCUGUGGAAGUGUCUGUGCUUGCCUUAUCUGUGAAUGUAAAUUUGUGAAUAGUUUAAAAUAAUAUGCAAGACUGAGAAACUAUUUGUUGACCAGAAUGGGACUGGGCUAAACUCCCUUUUGAAUUGAAAUCAAUUGAAAGUAAAAUAAAUGCUGGGUGUUAAUCUUA
Molecule: messenger RNA, 1095 nt
Organism: Etheostoma spectabile (orangethroat darter)
Lineage: Eukaryota; Metazoa; Chordata; Actinopteri; Perciformes; Percidae
Gene: fam177a1a
Product: family with sequence similarity 177 member A1
Exons: 5
Coding region: 120-767 (215 amino acids)
Source: RefSeq, a predicted model, not a curated record